Molecule: messenger RNA, 9456 nt
Organism: Haliotis rufescens (red abalone)
Lineage: Eukaryota; Metazoa; Mollusca; Gastropoda; Lepetellida; Haliotidae
Product: roundabout homolog 2-like
Exons: 36
Coding region: 1020-5768 (1582 amino acids)
Biological process (GO): axon guidance; cell-cell adhesion
Cellular component (GO): plasma membrane; axon
Molecular function (GO): protein binding
Source: RefSeq, a predicted model, not a curated record
AUCAAUUUGUUUUGAUAUUCACCACAAUAUUGUUAUAACAGUGUACUGAGAGAGAAUAGUUUUGGUUGUAACAACGGAACUACGGAACAUCACUUGUGCUUCUUGCUUUGCUGAAAACUUGGACUGAACGGUGGGUCAACACUGUUGUCCUGAGUGAACGAUUCGGAGGAUAUAUUCUCCCACUAAAGAACCAACUGUCUGAAGGAUCACGGCUCUUUGAGACAAAGGAAGAGACUGCGGAUUGUGGGAUGGUGUAGUAACCUGGGAUAAUCUUCCUCCCCGCCCAGGGGGAUAACAAGCACAGGUGAAACAGAAAAUGUGAUCCUAAACAAUUCCCGGAUUCUUGCGAGAGAAGAAGAUUCAGUGCAUCACAAAGGCUUGUGAUAUUGCAAACGGAUUUUAAAUUACCUCUGUUCUUCGAGUGAUGAACCGCUCAAAUCGGAACGCGGCUGAAUAACAUUGACAGCAGAUCUCAGAGUCUUGAGGAAUUACGUGUGGUGUUUACGGAGUAUCUUGUGAAAUCUUUCCGAAGAAGGGAGAGAUGAGAUAGACGGAUUACUGACACGGGAUAUACCAAACGUGGGGCUUGAAGGAACUGCAUUGGAUUAUACACACAGUGACUGUCCGCAGCUCGGCUUGAGCUCUGCUACGGUCAACUGACUUAUAACGAGCCUGCCGAAGCUAAUAGUGCUCUGAGAGGAAGUGUGUUCUCACCGACUCACGUGCAGGAAAACAGUUGCUUUGUGGGAUAGCUUGAAGCAAAACAGACGGCUAACUUGUGGUACCUGUGCUUUAUACCACGGAGUAAUUACCUCUAGCGUUUCCGUCCAACGUUUAAGGUCUUGCAUUGUAGAGGAUUGACCAAGCAUUGAUGCUAUAGUGGACUAAUACCUCUUUGGAGUUACACAAUUGCACUUGGAUUUACUUUGUGAUUCUAAGGAUUCCUACAGAAAAGCACUGGAUGUACCCAUGUCGGAGUUUGAGUUAUUUUCAUGCUGGGGUUUAGACUAGCAUGAAGAAUGAUGAUGAACUACCUCAAUCGAGGCUGUGUUGGCAGUGUGUACAUGACUGGAGUACUUACUGUCAUAAUCUUUGUCAUCAGUGGACAUGCUCUAGGUGACCCAAGUAACCCUAGGAUAGUUGAGCAUCCCGACGAUGACUAUGUUGCCAAGAACGAACCAGCAACGCUUAACUGCAAGGCCGAGGGUAUUCCACCACCCAAAAUUACAUGGUAUAGAAAUGGAAGACGGGUAGUUACCUCCCCUGAAAAUCCCUCUUCCCAUCGAAUGUUGUUGAAUAAUGGACAGCUCUUCUUCCUUCGUGUGAUUCACAACAAGAAUUACAAGCCAGAUGUUGGAGUGUACUACUGCAAUGCAACAAAUAUUCAUGGAAGUGCUAUCAGCAGAAAUGCAACACUGGAAAUAGCAGUUUUACGAGAUGAAUUUCGAGAGGUGCCAUCUUCUGCAACUGUGGCUACAGGAGAGACCGCAACAUUCCACUGCAAACCACCGAAGGGGGAGCCUGAACCUAAAGUUCUGUGGCAGAGAAAUGAAGACCCUUUGACAAUAGAUGGACGGAUUUCUAUGAACAACAAUGGUGACCUGGUGAUUGAGAAUGUCCAAGUUACAGAUGGUGGAGAAUACACGUGUCUUGCCUUGAACAAGGGUGGCGAGAAACUGAGUCCCCGUGCAAGACUCACUGUUUUGGAAAAACCUAAGAUUCGUCAACUACCAGAUGAUAUCCAAGCCAAUGAAGGAGACACUGUUGAACUCAAGUGCCAGGCCAUUGGUGAUCCUGAACCAACAGUCACUUGGAAAAAGCAGGAUGGACGCAUAUCCUAUGGAAGAGCACGGCAACUUAAUGAUGGCACCCUGCGUAUAGAGAAGGUUCAAGCAGAGGAUGACGGCCAGUACAUCUGUGUGGCUGAGAACCUGGCUGGAACAGUAGAAGCGGCAGGCAGACUUUCCAUUCAGACUCACCCCUCCUUCUUGAUCAAACCUCUGGACCAAGUGGUAGGACAGGGACGUACAAUAACACUGCAAUGUGUAGUCACUGGAAACCCGUCCCCUACAGUCUUCUGGAGCAAAGGAGCGGAACAGCCACUGAUGUUCCCUAACCAAAAGAACGGCAGGUUUUCGGUGGCAGAAGAUGGAACAUUUAGAAUUGAGCGUGUUCAGUUUGAAGAUGAAGGAGAAUAUGUGUGUCAAGCUUUGAAUGUCAUCGGUAGUGCCAAAGCUACCGCACGGAUUGAUGUUCGACAACAAGACUCACGACCUCCACCAAUCAUCAAGCUAGGUCCCCAGAAUCAGACACUUCCACCAGAUGAAAUGGCAAUGCUACCAUGUCAGGCUACAGGGAACCCACAGCCAACCAUUAGGUGGUAUAGGAAAGAUCGACCAAUCCUUGGCACCAAUGCCCGGUUGGUGAUUCUGGACUCUGGAACUCUGCAAAUAUCAGAUGUACGGGCAAGUGAUUCUGACACCUAUACUUGUAAAGCUGUGAGUGAAACAGGAGAGACUGCCUGGAGUGCUUACCUGAAGAUUACAGGCCGAGGCCCUUACAGACGGACACAGAAAUCUCAGACGUUUCCAGGGCGACCUCUAAAGCCAGUGGCGACGGACAUUACAGACACAACUGUCCACCUGACAUGGCAGCCCAACACCAAGAAGAAAGGAGAUUCCCCGACGUAUGCUUUCAUCGUGGAAUACUUCAGUCAUGAGACUGAAAAGGGAUGGGUAGUGGCCUCCAACUCUAUCACUCAUGAAAGUUUCACAGUCCAUGGCCUUGAACCAGAGACACAUUACGUGUUUCUUGUGCGAGCUGAGAACUCCCAUGGAAUCAGUCAACCCAGUGAAAUAUCGGAUUCUGUUGUCACAAGAGAGCGCAGAAAACCCAACAAGAAGAUCAACUUACCCAAGUCUGUGAUCAGGGAGAAGCUGGAGGGCAUGGUUGUGGAGAUCAUGAAAGGGGAGGCAAUCAACGCUACUGUCAUUAAAGUCACAUGGAGGGUUCUGAAAGGAAGAGAUGCAAUUGGUGGCUUCGUCAUUGAAUAUAAGAAGAUCACAGAUCUUCGGCGAAUGACGUACGGGACAGUUAUAACCAAGAAAGUCCUUGACCCAUACAGCACCUCCUAUAUGCUGUACAAUCUGCACAGCUAUGCUUGGUAUGAAAUCUGCAUCAAAGCUUAUGGUGGUGAAGUCAAGUCCCAGUGCAGCAGCCCUGUUAAAGUGCCGACAAAGGAAUCAGUGCCCUCUGCUCCCCCUGAAAACAUAAUCAUCCACAAGGAGCAGGAAACUGUCAUCCACAUUCGAUGGUCUCCUCCUCCGAAGCCAAAGAGGAAUGGAGAUAUCCAAGGCUAUGAUAUCUACUGCAUGGACAAUGACCGGAAGCACAACUGUAGCCUUUCCACCAAUGAUACGACAUCAAGUGCGCUUGUGAGGAACAUUGAUGCCGAUCUCACCUACAGGAUAAGACUAGCUGCCAAGACCAGCAAGGGACUGGGAGUAUGGAGCAAGACAUUUGUUGUUGGACCUGAGCAGCCAAACAUUAUGAAGGAGCCUUGGUUUAUCGGCAUGCUCAUAAGCACAAUUGGAGGGACGUUGUGGCUAGCUCUCUGCAUCUUCAGUGUGUGGCUGUGUCGCAAACGGAAAAAUAGGAAAAAGUUGGCUCAGAAUGGAAUGUACAGUGCUGUACCUGUACACAAGUCGGACGAAUCAGCCAGAGGUGGCAACGUUUUGUCUAGAGAUGACGUGGUGUAUGCUCAGAAAGACGGAAACAUGCACAGUAACCUAUCAGGUUAUGGCGUUCUUCAAUCUGACCUGGCUUCACUCCUGGACUCGGGCAACAAAGAUGUGGAACUGAAGGACCAGAACAUCUACAACUCUGCUGGGCUGAUGCCUCAGAUGAAGACAUUCUACCAGAAGCCCAACUCCGUACCGGUCUCAGUGGCACCAUAUGCCACAACCACACUCAUCAACACUAGCAACCAAACAGGACGACCCAUUCAGACCAGUGGAAUGGAGAGUGCCUUCCGCCCAAUCAACCAUGCCUAUGUGCACAGUAGCGCCAGCGGGUCAGGUGAUAGCUGCCAGAAGCCAGAACUGAGGACCAGUGAUUCCAACACGGACAACAGCAGACCCAACACAGGGUGUACCCAUGACGAGAUCCAGUGCUUGGCUAGUCCUGGCAGUGACAGUGGCAGUCUUACUACAGAUGAAUAUGGAAUGCCUGUUAAGAGGACAAAGAAAGGAGCCAAGCCUUGUUGCCAAGGAAAACAGGCCAUGGUGAAUUGGGCUGAACUGCUCCCACCACCCCCAGAACACCCCCCUCCAAGCGACAUUGGAACCCCGCCAGAAUCUCCCAUGAAUACUCUCAACAGAAUGGAACGUCAACGUCAAAUGAAUAAUCGUAGUCCUCUUUCUCCCGUUUCAAAGAUUUCGGCAUGUUCAUGCCCUGUUCCUCACGACAGAAUGCCUGCAAAUAUUAGGUGUGUGCCAUACUCAGAUACAGAGUUCGGAACCCAACCAAGGAUGCACGAUUGUCGGCCAUAUUCUCCCAAACAGCUCAAUAACAACAGACAAAGGACUCAGUCCCCGACACAUGACGGUAGGGGCCAGUCCCCUCGUGGGUUCAUGUACCCCCCAUGUCACGGGGCACCUAAUGACUGUCACAUAUACCUGCAGCGCCCCUACCACAGUGACGCAGAGAGAACACACAUGCCCAUGCAGGCGUAUGGACCCACAUCAUUGCAUGGAUAUAAAAUUAAACAAAUGGAGAAUGAUCUUAGACAUUUAAGCGACCCAGAACAGGGUCCCCUUCCUCCAUCUCGGAUGUGUUCUCAUAGCUUGAGUUCCGGUGAGAAUCCUCUGAUGGACCGGGCAUGUCAGUCAUCCCUCCCCAGCCUCGCCAGUGAGUGCAUGCACUCUCCCGUGUGUCACGGCAGGAAUGCUGACUCCCCGACAUCGGAGGACCUUCAGGAUUAUGCAGGCGAGUCUGACAUGGAAGGGAACAGACUGACCGACUGCCCCACACCGGACUCCAGCAUGAAUGGGGAGGGAGACGGAAGUGUAUCUGGCUCCAUACUAGCAUCGUGGGCGAGUGUAACCGACCAAAGCAAUACCAGUUGUAGUAGUCUAAGAUCUAGUGCUGCCAGUUCAAGUGAAGGCUCAUUUCUUGCCGCAGAAACCGAUUUUGCCACGGCUGUUGCUCGUGCCGCAGAAUUGUCAGGAAUGACUGUGGUGGGAACUACCGUGUCAGAUCCCAAGAAUGGUAAGAAAUACAGGAAGCAUCAUCGUCAACAGCGACCAACCAGCCCCUACAGCACAGACAGCAACUACAGCGCUGUGGUUCAUAAACCCUACCCCAGGUCACAACGAAAGAAACAACUUGUUGAUCAAGGUAAUCAAGCCAAGAAGUAUGGUUGCCGUGGCCGUCCUGAUCAGAUGGACUCAUGCAUGUCCUACGCACCCUGUGAUAGCCAGAAUGGAGUCGCUGACCUACCCAUGUACUACAGACCUAAUUUCCCUAUGCCCGCCGCCCUUCCCACAAGUCCAUGUGGUUCCACACGGUCAUCUUUGUCUGGGAAGAGCCAAGCAGGCUACAUGUCUCCAGGAAUGGCCAACAAUGGCCACAUAUACUGCACGAUACCUGCAUUGCCACCCCCACAAGACCCCAUGUACGGCUCCCAGGACGGCUGUGUGUAUGGUAUACCCAUGCAACCGUCAAAUAGCAAUUUGUAUCAGUCAGGGAGUGAUAUCCCCAUAGCAUAGAAAAUUGACGUGGAAAGUGAGCUUGGUGAAAUGGUGAAAUGACCUGAGAUGGCUGUAGAUCACUUCAUGCUAAAUUGCUACAAUGUCUAGCUGGUGGAAUGUGGAUCUAAAGAAAUUGUGUGUGUAGAUGCAGGAGAUUGCUUUGUAACCAUAGAUGACCAUGUAUGGUUGGCAUGGCAACGUGGCAGGGUUGUCUUGCAUAUGCUUCAUGUGAUAACCGCUACAGUGGUAUCUGUUUCCGUGACACUGCAUGACUACAAGGAUCGGCAUGACGACAGUGUCGGACACAGGCUCUGAUCCUUGUGUCCAGGUGGUUAUCUGUAGACUAGCAACAUGGCACUCACAUGCCAUGAUCGAUAUGUGGAAAGAAGUCAGAACUAAUGCUAGCAAUAUAGUUGGUUGGUAUGCUUUUGAUUGGCAAUAUGUCAAGCCUCAGAUUCUGGAGAACCUGCAACCAGGAAGAUCCAUGAGAGCUGUCUUCGUCAACAGUCUGGAGAGGUGAUCCAUCAGUUCUGGUGCUAGAUUUCAUCCAAGCUGGGUGGAUCCAUCAGAAACAGACCAUCAUGGCUCAUGUACCGUGGGAGAAAACUCAAAACACCAAAUUACCUCGGCCAAAAGACAUUGAUCAUGUAUCCAUGAAUGUGGUUCCUGAGGACGAACUGGAGGAAAAAGAAGCACAUUUCAUACGACAAUUUAUAAACUGAUAUAUUCCUGUGCAUAUGGAAAGGGAAGAAAGUUGUUUUGAGGAAUAAAGCAGAGUGCCUGAUUCAUCAUAUGGGUUGGAAGUUUUGAUUAGCAGUGCUUCACUGUGUGACACACUAACUGAAAUACACUGGACACGGUGGGAGUAAUGUACUCGUGUGACAGGUGCAAUGAAGUGUGAUGUACUGCUGUGUUGCCCACAGAGAAACACAUCUUCUAUCCGGGUUGACAUCUGUGUGAAGUAACGCCAAAGGAUCCUUCAGAACAGUGCACUAUCAAGUACUGUUUAGACAGCAGCUGCCUGUUGUGUGAUCGGCCUGUGUAGUAACCCCUAAAUAUACCUUCCCAACAACGUUAGAACUGUGCAACAAAAACCACAAGUACUGUAGUUGCGCUUUCAAAGUAAAUGUACAGGACAAAAAACGGUUUUGUGGGCUCAUCAUCUGUUUGCUCUGCUAUGACCUUUGCCAAGGUUAUUGUCGCUGUUAAGUUCAUCAGUGCUUGUUGACCUUUAACCAUUGACCUACAGCUGUAUAUGGUGCUAAGAAAUCCAUUCAGAGCAUUUACUGCGAUUGACUGUUCACGGAGUCUACUACUACACUGUACAUAGUUCCGCAUAUUCUCCAAGGAUGGCGUGUUUGAAAGUGCUAAUGGAUUUCAUAAUGCCGUCGAAUACAUACGGUCGCGUCUUGCCAUAAACUAUAACAAUAUUCUCUGGAAACCAGUCCUAUUGGAUUCCGCAUCAUUUUUUACGUAGACAGUUGGACAUGUAUACAAUUGGUUGUUGCGGCAGUAGGUCUGUAGUUGCCGCAGCAAGUUUGUUUCCUGUGGACUAUGAAGGUAUAUAUUUGCUAUUCAUUCAUCAAGCAGAAUUAUGGAACCCCGGCAUUGUUUCUAGUUCCUCCAUUUGAUUACCAUAUAGUUCUGCCCUAGAUCUGUCAUACGAGAAUAUACUGAUGUAUAUUUGUGCGGAGGAGCGGUGUUACUGACUUAAUUGUAUGUAUGUGUUGGAUAUGGCAAGUUGGACUGAUACAAGAAAGAGAUGUUUGUGCUUUUGUUAUACAAACGUUGACAAUUUUACCUAGCGACUGCUUUGUGAGUCUAUCCUGCAAACAAUGUCAUCCUUCAUUUCACAGAAAGAUGGACGCAUGUGUCAUAUCUCUUCAGGAAAUGUGUACAUAUGAAUAUGCAUAUUUAUAUAGGAAACCCUGCAUAAAUUUUAUGGAUCAAUUCCUGGCGAGUUGUCGUCAUCAUAAUAAGAAACUACAUUUUCCCUUCUAUUUUAUUGAUCUCCAUUCAAUGGAAAGUCUCAAGUAUUUAUUUAUUAGUUGUAGUUACUUUGAGUUUGUAAUGAGGUUUCCUGGCUGUGGCUUACAUUGCUCACAAACCAUUUGUUUUUGACGAGAGUGAUGAAACAAAUAUGAUCUGCAGCAAAGCCCAGUAAAGAAAUUAAAGUGUUUUUUUUGCAUAAGACUACAUUGAUCAGUAUUUUUCAACCAUUUAUGCAGAUUUGACGUUGUCUGUGAAUGUAAGGGUACAGAUUGUGUAUAGCAUCUUGUUCUGUGUACAUUGCUUGUCUCAAUAACUGUACAGCAGGCAACUACACUAGUGUAGGCCAACCAAAUGGUAUGCAUAAUAGAGGAAACACUUUAUUUGUUGGGUUUAAAUCUUACAAUUGUUCAUGUUAUGUAGGCCAAUCAAAUUUGAAUCAACUGUGUACACUUUGUAUGUGAAAGUUCCAAUUUCGUUUUGUAGGGCUUUGGUAACAUGGCUAUUCCCAACCUUCACCUUCAAAUGUAAGAGAUGAUCUGCUUAAUCAGGACAUAAGAAAUAUCAGAUUCAGACAUAAAACUGCAAUAGUUUCACACUGUGAUAUUUCUGGUUUGAAUAUUUGGGAUUAGUUUUUGUUUGUUUUAUAACAAUCCUAAGUCUGUAAAAGUAUAUGUGCAAGAUUGUGUUUCUCAUGUACAGAAAGGAACAAGCGUUGCGGAGUAUGACAAAUCCAAUCCUGGAGGAAUAGUUUCACAAAUGAACUGAUAUUUUUUAAGAAGGGGUCACAAAUCUGACUCUGGUCUAGGAGUAACAUUUAAUGCAGAACAACAUAGUUCAUCAUCGAUUGACAAGUUGAAGACUGAAGAAACAAUGUUCUAAAUUAGUGUUGUCAUUUAUCACUUCCCCAGUGACGAGUAGAUGGUACAGUUUUGUGUACCUUGUAUGUUCUCAUUCUUAAAAGCAAUAUCAUUGUGGAUUUUAUACAUAUUGUACAGUCAUCUGUUAAUUUUGUAUCUAUGUACGUAGGUAUUUAUUGUUCAAUAUUUUGUGUGCGUAACCAACGUUGAAAUGUAAAUACAAUGUCUGUAUAGUGAUUGAUAAAAAGACUGGAUUUGUAAACUGUCUUUUCUCUGCUGUCAAAAUCCUACCACAUUUGCAUGGUGAAAGAAAAGCAAUGCCAAAAUGCAGUCUUCUUUCUCUAUCUGGAUAUAAAGGUCUGACAUGCUGUCAUACUGGUGUUGUUUUUUGUUUGAACUCCAAAUGGAAACAAAUAUAAAAACACAAUGGAUGGGCAACCACCUUCAAAUGACUUCCUAAAGACCAACAUGAGUGGUAUAUCCUCUGUAAACUCUCGACAUUUUGGUUAAUCAAUACUGGUACAUAUUUACCCGUUCUUACUAAAAAUGGUACAACGUGUACCUCUAUUCCAAAAACAAAUCUGAUUCUUCGAGUUGAUGUUUCCACUUGCUCAAUGAAGCUAUGUGUGCUUACAACAUUUUCUCUAUACUGUAUUAUACUGAAUACUUGCUGCAGCCUCAGUUUCUACUUUCGCCAGUGUCAAACAUGUAUUUCCUGCAGUCUGCAAAUCUUGUAGCUAACUUUAAGUUCUAUCAAAAGAAUGUCUUGUAUCAUAAGUUCUGAUCUGCCCUGUUCUAAUCGCUGACUGUUCUAUGUGACUAGAUUUGAAGUAAAAGGAGCAAAAAUAUUGAAUUUA